Messenger RNA from Gopherus flavomarginatus (Mexican gopher tortoise), 2691 nucleotides. It is a transcript of the gene ATG12, whose product is annotated as autophagy related 12. Gene Ontology annotation, biological process: nucleophagy; C-terminal protein lipidation; autophagosome assembly. NCBI's taxonomy places the organism in Eukaryota, Metazoa, Chordata, Testudines, Testudinidae. The transcript has 4 exons. The record is from RefSeq and is a predicted model, not a curated record. Gene Ontology annotation, cellular component: Atg12-Atg5-Atg16 complex; phagophore assembly site membrane; cytoplasm. The coding region runs from base 36 to 464 and encodes 142 amino acids.
CACGUCACGUCCGCCCUUACUUGCCUGUAAGCAGUAUGGCGGAAGUGGAGGAGCAGCUACCUCUCUCUCCUCAGGAUGGUGGCCGAGGCGAGUGUGGAGAAGAGCCCUCGGAUGGAGGAGCUGCGGUGGGAGUUGCCGAGGCGGUUCCCCCUUCAGCCGGCUCCCCGGUGACCGAGGAACCUGCCGAGGACACCAAGAAGAAAAUUGACGUCCUGCUGAAGGCUGUGGGGGACACGCCGAUCAUGAAGACCAAGAAGUGGAGCGUGGAGCGGACCCGCACCAUCCAGGGGCUCGUUGACUUCAUCAAAAAGUUCCUCAAGCUGGUGGCCUCGGAGCAGCUGUUUAUAUAUGUGAAUCAGUCCUUCGCUCCUUCUCCAGACCAGGAAGUCGGGACACUCUAUGAGUGUUUUGGAAGUGAUGGCAAACUUGUACUGCAUUAUUGCAAAUCUCAAGCUUGGGGAUGAAUGGUAAGCAGCCACUGAUGCCUAGGACUGGCCUUCAGAAAGGAAGAGGCCUCUGAAAUCUUCAGAAACAAUGCCCAUGGACAUGCUGAAGAGAACUGUACAUUACUGCCUAUGAAUUUAUUUUAUUCUGUGCAUUUAUCUACAAAAUGAUGCAGAUGACUUGCAUAAAAGAGCUACAUAGGCUACUCAGCCACGUAAUUCUUUCUUCCUUGUGUCAGUUGUAGUAUGGGGAAAAAAAUUGCAUGUGCCAUCUGUAGAAUAGAGCCAUCUUUCCUGCUGCAGAACUCCCUGGUUGCCACAUAUGAAAGGACAUUAUUUCAUGGCUUGUGAACUGCAUAACUCUCCAUUGCUCUGAAUACUGUAUUGAGGAUAUAGCUUCCCAUUAUUAGGAGGGAUAUUUAUUGCACAUGUGAAGGUGGAUUCAAUUUACUUCUGACAUAAUGUUCAUCUCUAUUAUGUGCAGUUUAAUCUCUUACCUGUUAUGAAGUCUUUACUUUGAAUGUGUAGUGUCUCGCUUACACCUCACUUCAGGCAAGUAUUUUAUAGCAUUUGUCUCAUAAAUAACAUAUAUAAACAUACUGUAUACUCUCACACCUUAAGCUAUGUGAGUAUCUGAUACAACUGCAUUUCUUGAACUUUUUUUUAAUAAUUUUUUUUUAAUUUUUUCCUUUAGCAGUAGCAGGACACAUGCUUCUUACCUUUUUCCUAAUUGUUUAAUAUUUUCACCAAAGCUGUAAUAUACUUGGGGAAAAUGUCUCUGGCAACUCUCACCUACCAGCAACAGCAGAAAGAGAGUGAUCCAGCUAUUGACUCUUUCAGUUCCAUGGAAAUAAAUGUUGGAUGUUAUGCUCCAGGUCCCCUGCUUCACCUGCUGUAUCGUCACUGUUCCAUCAAAAGAAAUGGAACACCAUUUUGGGACAUUUUGACAACUAUCACAAAGUAAUCACAGGAAAUCUUCUCCUGAAGAGGACUUGCUAUCACAGUAACGGGAAGAAGGAUAAUGAGUCUCCGUCCCACCCAUGCACUGACAUCUACCCUGUGUGGGAAAGGAGACUUGCCAAACAGCUCUGUUUAGGGGAUGGGCAAAGGCUUAAUCGGGUUCCUCUACCAAAUCACUUCCCCUGUUAGUAACAUGAAGGAAUACUAAAGAAUUAUCUGCAGCCUGCUUAUCUAUUAAUAUGUAAUUGUAAAUUUGGCUGCUUGUUACCCAAAAGUGUGGCUACAUCCUCUGCAUGCAUAAUUUUUGUUCUAUUUAAGAUGUUUUAAUAAACUCGAUAUUUCUUUUUGCAUGUUGAAAGCUAAAUCAAAAUUUUUUGAUUUCAGCUAACCAAGUUGCAACCAACUCUAAUUUAUGCAAAUGUGUUGAGUAUUUAAGUGCCUGUCUGUAUUUAGACAAUCAAAAUUCUGAAGGAUUAUGAAUAGGUGUGUUCUAAAUCUGUUUCCAAAUGAAUUAUUUUAGUAAUAAUUACUAUAUUUUCAGAAAACUGAUACAUACAAGUUUAUAAUUCCUUGUUUAUGAAAUGGUGUCUUCCAAUAAAUCUAAAAACAUUCUAAAAUAGUUAAACGAGUGUCCCUUUGAUUAAAAUUCAAAACCAGAAAAAUAGAUACCUGUUAUCUUUUCAGAGCCAAUAUUGGGUUGCUCUGAAGCAAUUGUAACCUUGAACAGCCACUAGAGGGUGCUUGACGAUAAAAAGAUUUUCACAUUUUUCCAUAGCUUUUGGAAGUGAUUUUGUAUUCCCGUUUUGCCUGCUAAACACAUGUGAUUAGGUUGCACUCAAGCUUGUGGCUUCUACGUGGCAAUGUGUUUGUCUAAGAGAGAAACCACAACCCUGGGUCUGUCUAAUUAGUUUUAGACUGAGACUGUUCAUCUCAGUUGUCUUAAUUAAUUAAACUACUGGUGUGGUGCAUAUGGACAUUUGGAAUGAUGCGAGAAGCAGAAAAGGAAAGAAUAGAAAUGAGAAGUGGAAGAGACUUAAGUCAUCUUAUCCAUCCACCUACUACUGUGGGAUUGUUCAUCUUGCUGCAUUAUCAGUUUUAUCCUUUUGAGUUUGAAAUGAAGCCAGGGAUGGGGCUUCUUUUGCUUCCUCGGGGGCUAUUUUACAGUGGUAAUAGACCUCAUCGUUAGGUGUCUGUUUCCUUGCAUUCAAUGUAUGUAUUAAUUUGCUUAGUUUUGUUCUAUUUCAAACUUAGAAUCAUAGGAUUAAAAGUACCCCCUGCCAAGAUUCAA